CCCCUAGCCAAUCAUAUGUCAGGAAAGUCAAUGACGUUGUUUUUGUCGAUAUACAUUUCCCAAUCCAUGGAUGCAUCUUACAAAAAAUCUCACCAGACGAUUGUAUCAUCCAACCAUCGACCCUACCUGACAUCAACGGAGGUGAACUAUGGCUUGGUUGAUGACAUCUUGGGGCAAGAGCAGUAGAGUUAUGCAAAAUUUGCAGGACACCAUGCCACCCAGGCAGGUAUAAAGCUGGCUUCGCAGAUAUUUUCUUCCACACUUAUCCAUACCCACUUCUGCUCUGAUUACUAGUCACUGGCUAUAAAAACACGCUAGACUCAUACAUUAUAUCCUAUAUUCCUAAAGCGAACUGUUCUACAUAUUCUAGCCUUGGCAAUAGGGUUAUUGCUGCAGAAAAAGCUCGAAAAUGUGCCACAAGGCUAUCCCUGCUCGCCGUCGCUUCUUCGCUGUCCCUGCUGUGCUUGCGUUUGUGUCUGAAGAUGAACCCACGCGUGGGCGACAGUUGAACCAACCUGAAGGCCCUUCAUCUGUCCGGCGUCAACGUUAUGCCUCACCGGAGAGUGUGAGACUGCGCAGCGCUCGCUUGCAGAGAGAGCAAGACUCAGGCCCCGGACAAAUUACACCUAGCCCGCAUAUUCAGCCAGACCGUAUUGAUCGUCUGGACAAUGUGGCCGGCCUCUACCAUCAUGAAGGGCCGUACGAUCCGGUCACGAGGGAGAGGAACGCACUCCCUGACCGUGCUCCCGUCCAAGCGCUUCGGUUAAACCAGGAAGCGCUCAAUGCCACGUCGAGCGACAGAGAUACCGGUAGUCUCCCCCAGCAUUCCCCAUCAGAUGGAGAUGCUGUUUCCCCUCCAGGAUCCAGAGACCUUACGGAUCGAUUUCUUAGCUUCUAUCCGCGUACCAACGUGAUGGUUGAAGCCCCUGCCCAUCUCCAGCGCAGUGCAGGAUAUAAUUACGGAGAUGGCGAUACUCUAAUGGAUCCGUACUAUAACCAGGAUGACAUCGAGCGUCGUCGGCUGUUGCGCAAGCGCGCUAGAUCUAUUGAGCGUGAGGAAGCCGAGGCUGCCGAGUCUGCUUCCAAGAAGCGUGAUGUUAAUAGCCGCUUGUAG
Molecule: messenger RNA, 1114 nt
Organism: Trichophyton rubrum CBS 118892
Lineage: Eukaryota; Fungi; Ascomycota; Eurotiomycetes; Onygenales; Arthrodermataceae
Exons: 2
Coding region: 410-1114 (234 amino acids)
Cellular component (GO): cytoplasm
Source: RefSeq, a predicted model, not a curated record